Molecule: messenger RNA, 1068 nt
Organism: Talaromyces proteolyticus
Lineage: Eukaryota; Fungi; Ascomycota; Eurotiomycetes; Eurotiales; Trichocomaceae
Exons: 1
Coding region: 1-1068 (355 amino acids)
Cellular component (GO): mitochondrion
Molecular function (GO): oxidoreductase activity
Source: RefSeq, a predicted model, not a curated record
AUGGCCUCAAAUCUUCCCAAAACAAUGCUAGCCUGGAAGUUCUCUAGUGUCUCUCCUACGCUUGAAGAAAAUCUUAGACUAGAUAGACACGCGCCUCUUCCUGAUGGCUCGGCCUCUCUCCAAGCCGACCAAGUAUUGGUCAAUGUCCUCGCCGUGUCAUUAAACGCCGUUGACUACAAAUUCCCUGAGAUCCCUUUCCUCGGCCGUCUGAUUACGGGUAGUCCUUCUACUCCCAGCAUCGACUUCGCCGGUCGUGUCGCGGCCGUGGGCUUAAAUAAGGAAUCUACUACAGAGAACUUGCAAGUUGGCCAGCUCGUGUACGGCCGCCUAAAUGCGCCCACCAAGUUUGGUACUUUGGCGGAGUAUACAAUUGCGCCGCGGGACGGCUGUGUGCCAAUCCCUCCUGGCGUGAGCGUGAUAGAUGCCUCGUGUGCAUCUUCCGUAGGCCUAACAGCCUACCAAUCUAUUAUUCCAAAGAUCAAAGGUGGCGCGGGCGAGCGUGUAUUCAUUAACGGUGGUAGCGGCGGAUGCGGUACCUUUGGAAUCCAGAUUGCGAAGGCGGUAGGGUGCCACGUUACGACGAGCUGUUCGACCCCCAAUGUGGAGCUGUGUAAGACUCUAGGUGCAGAUACUGUGAUUGAUUAUAAGAAAAGUGAUGUGAUCGCCGAACUGAAAAAAAUGCAGCCGUUCGACCUUGUAGUGGAUAACGUCGGCUUACCAGCAGACCUCUACUGGUCUGUACCUCAUUUUACUAACCCUGAUGCACAUUAUGUGCAGGUUGGUGCGGUUGCCAUUACUCCCAGCUUUAUCUUAGGAAAUCUGUACAAAACAUACUGGCCCAGCUGGCUGGGAGGGGGUAAGCGGCCUUGGGAGUUUAUGAACCUAGUGAACAAACCCGAAGAUUAUGCAAAGCUUGGGAGAUUAAUGCAGGAGGGAAAAGUUCGCCCCUAUGUUGACGAGGUUUUUGGAAUGCAGGAUAAGGGGCCUGUGAGAGCAUUUGCAAAGUUAAGGACGGGCCGGACAAGGGGUAAGAUUAUUAUCAAGAUUGCAGACUCAUGGGAGGAAUAA